This is a messenger RNA of Miniopterus natalensis, 10485 nucleotides long. RefSeq names its product BTB domain containing 3 (gene BTBD3). Gene Ontology annotation, biological process: cerebral cortex development; neurogenesis; dendrite morphogenesis. Gene Ontology annotation, cellular component: cytosol. Gene Ontology annotation, molecular function: protein binding. The record is from RefSeq and is a predicted model, not a curated record. NCBI's taxonomy places the organism in Eukaryota, Metazoa, Chordata, Mammalia, Chiroptera, Miniopteridae.
UGAUCACCAUGUACAACACAGAUCUUGAUUCUUGAUUCUUGAACCUCCCCUGCAAAAUCUGAGCAACCUGGGACCUGUUUGGCCCUUGGGUGGGGCUGGAGCAAGCCUGGGAAUGGAUGAUAUGUCAGUAGCUGUGAAGCCUGGAAGAUUACAAGGGCAGGGAGCCAGAUUAAUCUUUGGGUUUUUUUUUGUUUUGGAAGAUUGUAUCACAAGUGCUUCCUGCUUUGGGUACAAUUGUUGCUAAUAGUGAAAGCUUACCUUUGCAGAAUGUUUUCAACUUUUAUCAAAGUGCUUUCACAGACAUGUAAUCUUUCCUUGGAAAUAAACCUGAGAGGGGUGAACUGGGUAUAAUUACCCCAUUUGGCAGAUGAGAAAAUGAGGCUCACAGAUACUGAGUAACCUUAAGGUAACUUGUUACUGGUUCUUGCUUUUUUCACUAUACCAUGCUGCCAGUGCUUGAGUCCAUAUUUAUUUUCAAAUUUAGAAAGCAAAUAGUCUUUUCCAGCAGCUGCUGCUCCCUUUAGGGACUGCUAACACUUUGCCGCUUAUCUUUUUUACCUCCCAUGGCACAAACAUAACUUUCAUGCAGUAUUAAAAGCACAAAAGAAGCAAAAACAAAUUACUCCAUCAUGACUUAACAGGUGAAAUCUCUCUCCUCUGUUAUAUUCUAUUAGUAAUUUGUGGGAGUGAUAACUCAUUUCUCCAGUCCGCACUCCCUUGUUUAAACCUCAGUGAACCUCACUGCCGCAGCCGGGUCGGUGUCUUGUAGUAAGCCAAAUGCAAGUCCAGGCAGAGUCCAGAGUGAGAACAGGUUAAACAAGAGCGGCCAGCAUUGUCGACUUAGGAUUUGUUGGUGUUAACUGGGAAUGGCUGGUUUUCAAACUUUCAUUUUACCUGGAGAGCCUCUGCUGUUUUUGAGAAGCUCGCUCCUCAUGGCUCCUGCGCUUACAUGGUCCUUGUUACGCUUCCUCUCCAUUUCUUUCCAGAAAGUGUCUUUCUGGCGUUCUUCCUACAGGGUGCCGAGUAUGUAUGGUCAUGGUUUUCAUGUCUCUCAGUUUUGCACAUACAUCUUUAUUUUAAAGUAGAAUCGAAAUAUGAAGAUAAAAAGCAUUAUGUAAAGACGUAGGGUAAUUACUCUGGGUGAACAUCCGAGUGAGUGGAACAGACAGAAUUGGGCAGGCAGUGAGGAAAUCUGCAUUCUAAUCCGGACGUUGUCCCACUACUUAAUUGUGGACUUUUCACAAAUCUUUUAAUCUUUUGGACACCCAGUUACUUUAUCUGUGGGCAGAGUUGCAUUAAAUGAUUUCUAGAGUCUCUUUUAGUUCCAGACCUUAUUCAAGACCCCAAACUGAACAUACAAGUUUCUACUAAAUAAAGGUAGAUGUCUGGCACCCCUCCCGGUGGUGGAGAGGAUGAUCUAAUUAGCUUACAUUGAUAAUUUUGUUAUUAUUGGGAAUUGAAUGAAAAGAGAUAAAGGUGACUGAACUUUCUUGCAAUUAUAACAAUCAUCUGAAACACUGUUAUUAGCUAAUAACCUUUUAAGCUUAGUUCCUAAUCUUGCUCACCAUAAUGUGUCCAACACCUAAUACACUGCAUGAUCAGCAUGUUGUGUUUUGAGAAUACUCUCGUAAAAGAUUGAUGGGCUUCUUGACCUAUUUACUUCAUUAGAGCAGAUUAACCAUGUCUCCUAACAGCCUUAAAAUUAAGGACAUGUAGGAACAAGUGAUACAGUGUUAGCUGGAAAGAAAUUUUAGAGGUGACAUUUGACAAUAGAUACAGGGCUGGUAUCUUUUCUUACCCUUCAACCCAGUGGGCGGUGUUUCUGGGUUACAAAUUUCGUAAAUGGAGUUUUAACUAUUUAUAUUUAAUUCCAAGAAGAGGGAGAAGAGGCCAUAGUUUGUAUUUAAUGAGAUAGACUUAUAGAAAUUAAAGCAGAGAGUAAAGUGACAUGGAUAUUUUGUAUAUUCAAGUCAAUCUUAGAUGUUUUUAUAACAUUUUAUUGUGUCAUAGAUUACUCUGAAAGACAGAUGACAGCUAUGCUAUGGCUUUUCUUCCAGAGAAAUAAAUGUAACGCUCCCAAUUUUGCAUGCAGUUUGAGGGUGUGUGGGCUCCCCUCAGUUGGUGCAGGCCUGCCUUGUUCCUCACUGGCUGUCCCAAGUGCAGGUGCUUCAUAGAAAAAGACCCUGGGAUGUUAAACCUUAAAAGCCUUUAGAAAUAAUCUAGGUCAUUGUUACUUAGACUGUGCUGUGUCAUGAAAUCAGUGGAAGGAACCAACAAGACCAACAUUAAAAAGAAAAUGAAGUAGAAAAUUUCCGAGUGUAUCAUAGCAUGUUAGGAGUUAAUUUUGUGAGCGGUCCUUCCAUUUGUGUGUGUGUAUUUGUGUGUGCACGUGCCACACACACCUUAGUACCAGGUCCAAAUAGAAAAUGCAUGUCUUGAAGGUAAAGUCAGAGAAACACUCAUCUAUUCUUGAUGAACCUCUUUGUUUUGUAGCUGAGGAAAUUGAGGCGCUUACAGGCUAAAUGAUUUUUUCAGGACCUCCACCCCCCAACACACACAUACUUUAAGUUUCAGUGGCUGAGCCAGGGCUGAAGCAGUUACUUGAUUGUUAAUUUUGCUGUGCCACAGCACUAAUUGUUUAAAAGAAAAUUGUGAAGUAGAUUAUUUUAAAAUAUUAAAUAGCAUCUGUUUCACACUUGGCAUUUUUUAACCCUUUUAUUUCCCACUAAAAUCAUCUUGGUGGUUGUCCUGGAAAAUAAUCUAGGCUUCAGCUUCUUCUCCAGAGAAUUGAAAAAUGUUUGGGGGCCUCUCAGCUGGCUGUUUACACACCUGAAUUUUGACAUUUAGGGCCUAAUCGGAAGAAUUUCAGAACAAGACAAUGAAGGUGGUUAGGUUUCACGUACAAACCAAAUUAAAUUAUUUUGAAUUAUUUCUUCAUUCACUUGAUAAUUGAAUGCAAAAUGUGAUGCCAGAGGUUGAUACAGGAUAAUUGGGUAGACCCAGUGACAUUCCUUAGUUAUCUAUAAAAGGUUUUCUCAAACGUGAGUGUCCUACAGUUUACCUGGAGGGUCUUGUUAAAAUGCAGAUUCUCAUCUAGAACCUGGCAGAGACCUGGGUUCUAACCGGCUCACAGGCCGUGCUCCAGCUGCUGUUCCUUGAGCUGUACUUUCAGUAGCAAGGACCUUGGUACGUUUCCCAUUGCCUCGAUUUUAUUAACAUUUUCAUGCUUUUCAAAUUGGCUACAAGACUGUAAAUGUCGUUCUUAUUUUUUAAUUGGGUUACUUUUUGUAGUCAAGACCGUAUCUCUGUCAACAACCGAGCUCAUCAGUCCCCACAUCCUGAGUAAUCAUGUCCCUCCUCAUAGCACCUUUCCCGGGCUUUCGCAUUCAGCACUAAUUCAUGUAACUGGCAGAUCUGAGCCUUUCCACAGAACUUAACUUUCUGCUUUCAGAAAGAGCAUUUUCUAAAAUAGGUAAUUUCCUUUCUUAACGGGCUACCUGCACAUUUUUCUUUAUUUUACUGGAGUCAAGUAACACUGGUGGCACUUGUCGGAGGCUUUCUUAGUAAAGAGUGUUGAACUGUAUGCAAAAUGAAUAAAAAUCACAGAGCCUUCUAAGUUCAUGUCUGCCUUUUAUGCUGUUUCUAUUUUGUCUGUCCAGCUGCCAGUUUCAGUGUGUCAGUCUCAAAGCAGCUCAUUUCCCUUUCCAUUCUAAUCGAUGACUGUCUGACCUGUCAGAAGGCCCUCCCUGUCAUUGUGGCUUUCCUAGGUGGGUAGUGGUCACAAAGUUUUAGUAGCAGUUAAGUAAGAGAGAAAGCCUUUGAUUUUUAAAAAUCAUAUCCUGAAUUCUUAGCUCAAAUAGGAACUCACUUGUUUCUGUUUCGUGGUUUUAAAAGCUAGUUUCUAGAUCUCUCUCUCAUUGAGUAUUAAAAUGUUUGAAGGAGACUUGGAAGUGUGUAUUUGUGUGGUAGGUAGCCCUGUGAUUGGAAACAUAAUUGUAAUAAAUAAGCAGCUUUGUAGGGUCCGUGUAAGAUGGGGAUGAAUAACCUGCUAAAAAACCUCAGCCCUUUUACAUAGCAGUGGCUUCGCAGACAGUUUUAAGAGUAACAAUGACAAUAAAGAGGGUAUUCCCUGGAUCAAUUAAUGAUUUAGGGUCCCAGGGAUCUAAGGUCUGAUUUCUGGUGUGUUAUCUUUGGUAGGUCAUCAGUUACAAUAGCUGUUGAAACUCCCGCGUGUUGAGCCCUCACUCUGUCCUGAACGCCUUAUUCAGAUGAAUGUGCAACCAGCAGGGCUGUGCUUGUGAAGGGUACAUUCAGUUGUGGGGUAGAAACGGCUGUUGCAUUGGGGACAAAUAGAUAGGGGUGAGAUUAAAUCUCAUUAGUCCCUCUUUAGGAAAGAAUAAGCAUGUGUGGAACCUACAGCAGGUGUUUUUGUUUUUUCUUAGCCAUUCUUGCCUAUAAAAAGCACAUAGUAGUUUAUAGUCUCUUGAAUCAAAGCAGAGAGAACCUGUUUGCAUUUUAACUAGGCACCAUCAGAACAUUUAUCAUGUUGAAUUAGCCAUGUUACAGUUUGUUCUGUUAGAAGUUGUGGAUUAUAUUAUUUAAAAUCAUGACAAGGCUAAAUGUAGCCAUAAUAUUUCAGUUGCACUUUGAAACCCUGAAAAGGGGCCCAUCUGACAUAUUUUUAGUGAAUUACAACCUUUUUCCCCCUUUAUUUUCAUUUUAUUUUAUUUAUUUUACUUUACUUUUUCCCAUUGCCAUUUGUCCCCCCUGUACUCUCUUCCACCUCCCCUCACCGCCCUCUGCAGUCACCACACUGAAUUACCCCCUUUAAACACUGAUCACUGGGUUUGGAUUCAUCUCACUUCAAGCUUAUUUUUACAUCUAGAAUUCGUCUGUGUUUCAGUGCAGUUAAGCCUACUGGUAUAAUCUUAGUCUAAUUAACAGUAUGUCGUGAUCUGGGACUCCUGUCAAAAAUCAUUACGGGAGCUAGGAAACACCGGGAGGUAAAGUGAAUACAUGACCUCAUCUCUUAGUUUGCACUAGAUUAUAACUUACAUUCAAAGAGGCUGGAAAAAGAAAAAGAACAGUUUUUCCAUUAAGCUGUGAUAAAUGUGUUUAGUAUGGUUUUGCUGUUAAUAAUUCCUCCUAGCUGGUAGGGUGGAGGAUUUUGUUUGAAGUAUUUGAAAGUAAAUGCUGCCGGGAUAAAGAUUUUACCGGUGAUAGAGAGUAGACAUCGGUCCCUACCCUUUGUUAACUGAGCCUGCUUGUGUAACUGGGGAAAUAAAAGUGUACUGAAGGAAAUCUGUGAGCACAAAGUCUUCCUGUUCCCAAAUGUAUUUCAUAGGUUGUUUAUCUUAUUUAAAUAUACAGUAAUAUAGUACACGAGAAUGCAACUACUGUUUCUUUAAUAUCAGAACUGUGCACGUUACAAUAGGUGUCACUGUUUUGCUUGGUCCAAUCAUGAUUGGUGACUUCAGCUAUUGGCUCCGAGCACUGGCUGUCUGACUCCAUCUGCAGGGCUGUAAUACCUACUCUGCUCUGAGCCAUUCCCCACACAACUUCAGCCGGCUGAACAGACUCGCAGACUCGCGCCACUCCAGCACAUCUCGCUAACCUAAUUCAGAAAACAAGUGUUGCGGCUCUCUGCCUGUCGUCUUCGCUCACUGUAGCCUUUUCAGGUGAUCCAGGAAACUAGGCUGUUUUUAUGAGCAAAUAAGAGAAACAGGAAUCAUGCCGGGCAUGUAUUUAACAGACCCGGUACUGGAUAAAACUUAAAGCCAGUAACUAUUCAACAUAGUGAAAAGGUCACCUUGCCUGGCUGAGAAAAGAAGCAAAAUACCAGCUUGUUGGUUUCUGUUAACAUCUUAGCUCGUGCCGGCCUCUUUUCCUUGAUGUUCGUACCAUCCUGGGAUAUCUAGCUCUAAAGAGAGACAUACUGUACUCAUGGUAGAUGACAAGGAAAAGAACAUGAAAUGUCUCACCUUCUUCUUGAUGCUUCCAGAGACGGUAAAGAACAGGUCCAAGAAAAGCUCGAAGAAAACAAAUACCAGCAGUAGCAGCAGCAGCAGCAGCAGCAUCAGCAAGUUGCCUCCAGUUUGUUAUGAAAUAAUUACCUUGAAGACUAAAAAGAAGAAGAUGGCUGCUGAUAUAUUUCCCCGCAAAAAACCAGCAAACUCCAGCAGCACCACUGUCCAGCAGUACCACCAGCAGAACCUCAGCAACAACAACCUGAUUCCAGCCCCAAAUUGGCAGGGGCUCUAUCCUACCAUCAGAGAGAGAAAUGCGGUGAUGUUCAAUAAUGAUUUGAUGGCAGAUGUACAUUUUGUGGUUGGGCCACCAGGUGGGACUCAGCGGUUGCCAGGACACAAAUAUGUUUUAGCUGUUGGGAGCUCUGUGUUCCAUGCAAUGUUUUACGGAGAACUUGCUGAGGACAAAGAUGAAAUCCGUAUACCAGAUGUCGAACCUGCUGCUUUUCUCGCUAUGCUGAAAUACAUCUAUUGUGAUGAAAUUGACUUGGCUGCUGACACGGUGCUGGCUACUCUCUAUGCUGCCAAAAAAUACAUUGUCCCUCACCUCGCCAGAGCAUGCGUUAAUUUCCUGGAGACCAGCCUGAGUGCCAAGAACGCCUGUGUGCUCCUCUCCCAGAGCUGCUUGUUCGAGGAGCCAGACCUAACCCAGCGUUGCUGGGAGGUGAUCGAUGCCCAGGCCGAGUUAGCUCUUAAGUCUGAGGGAUUCUGCGACAUCGACUUCCAGACACUAGAAAGUAUCCUCCGCAGGGAAACUCUGAAUGCCAAAGAAAUUGUUGUUUUUGAGGCAGCCCUCAACUGGGCUGAAGUGGAAUGCCAGCGGCAAGAUCUAGCGCUGAGCAUCGAAAAUAAGCGCAAGGUCCUGGGAAAGGCACUUUACUUGAUCCGCAUACCCACCAUGGCCCUGGAUGAUUUUGCAAAUGGUGCUGCACAGUCUGGAGUCCUAACUCUCAACGAGACCAACGACAUCUUCCUCUGGUACACUGCGGCCAAAAAGCCCGAGCUGCAGUUUGUGAGUAAAGCCCGCAAGGGCCUUGUCCCCCAGCGCUGUCACCGUUUCCAGUCGUGUGCCUAUCGGAGCAACCAGUGGCGCUACCGGGGCCGCUGUGACAGCAUUCAGUUCGCAGUGGACAAGAGGGUGUUCAUCGCCGGCUUCGGGCUGUACGGCUCCAGCUGUGGCUCCGCGGAGUACAGCGCCAAGAUUGAGCUCAAGCGGCAGGGCGUUGUCCUGGGCCAGAACUUGAGCAAGUACUUCUCAGAUGGCUCCAGCAACACCUUCCCUGUGUGGUUUGAGUACCCGGUGCAGAUCGAGCCAGACACCUUCUACACAGCCAGCGUGAUACUGGAUGGCAACGAGCUCAGCUACUUCGGACAGGAAGGCAUGACAGAGGUUCAGUGUGGCAAAGUGACUGUCCAGUUUCAGUGCUCCUCAGACAGCACCAACGGCACUGGGGUGCAGGGAGGGCAGAUUCCAGAACUUAUAUUCUAUGCUUGAAAACACUUUGCGAAGCAGUGUGAGCUCUGAGGAGCACAUCUGGUUCCUACUUGCUUGAUGCUUAGCUCAUCUGCAGAUAUGUGAUCAGUGCAGGUAGUUUGUAAUGAAUGAAGCUGUAAGCAGUUUCUAAUUUCUUCCAACCUUUUAAUUAUGUACAGGCAAAAAUGCAGCAUUUGGCUUUUAACUAUACGCUUAAAAGAGCCAAGUUCUUAUUAGGGCUUUGUGGUUUUUAGAAUUGCAUUCAUCUAUACAGCUGGGGAGAAUGUGCUUUUUUCCCUACUGCCCCCUUGACCUCCCAGUUUUGUCCCUCUUAAGACAAAUUUUGAAUCACCUCAAAUUUCCUUCAGGGCUUUAUUUUGACAAAUAGAAGUACAUAGUCUAAAAUAAUAAUGACAAGAGUUAUUUUUAAACAGUACCCCCCAAAAAAGAAACAGAUAAACCUCAGUGUACAAUUUUGAAAGAAGUUUUGUUUUAUAAUAAGUAAUAAUUUAGAAAGUAGACAGUAGUCAUGUUUAGCUUUUAUUUCUUUUUAAAUAUUUUACUUCUGGGCAUGGCUUUUUCUUAAAUCCCACAUUCAUAAGAUUGUUCCAUAUUAACCACUGCAAAGCGUCAGUUUAAAGCGGGAAAAUAGGAAAUUGGAUGUUUGUUCGGCCAUGACUUCUGCCACAAGCAGACUUGUUCUGUUAGAUUAGAAAGAAUAUUGCAGUACAGAGACUUUUUUUUAGAAGUAACUAAAUUCUAAAGUUUUGUUGUCAUUAGGAAAAAGUUGCAGGCCUAUUAUUUUAAACUAAAACAGUUUAAAAAGGAAACUUAAAAAAGCCCCAUCCUACACGUGGAUUAACUGGUGGCUCAAUAAAAGGAACAGUUUGAAAAAGUCAUGCUUUCUGCCCCCUUAGCUCCUGACCCCCACCGCUGGCUUGUGCUCGUGCGUCACACUGUAGAGUCCCGUUCCCUUUUCAUGAAGAGAGGACCAAACGACGCUUCCGGUGAGCAGAGACAAUGCGUAGCUCUACAUGCUAGUACAGCGAGACACCUUUAUCCACUGGGUGUUUUUUUUUUUAAUGUGGAAUAUACUUUACCUGUUCUACUUUGACCACAUACUGUCUUCUGAGUUGAUUGUAGUCCUGUCUUGUUCCUGGACUGCUAGAAUCUGGCCUCUGGCCAUCUUCAAGUGCCAAUGUGUUCCUGCAGGGUUUAAAAAAAAAUAGUCUGGAGCGAUACACCUGAUCAUACCUAAUAGUCACUGCAUCAGCAUCACAUCCAGCUCUCAUUUUUCCAUGGAUAAUGUAAGCAAAGGCGGGAAAAGCUCAUCAAAACAAUUCUCCUUCAGUGAUGGCUUAUGAUGGUUUAGUGCCCCUGACCCUGGUAGUGUCCCAUGUGCUCACUUCCAGUUGAAGCUUCUCUGUGUUUCUGGGCAGCUUUUCUGCUCAGUGUGAUCCUGAGAUGGCUCGCUUGCCACCCAGAGUGUGGUCCCUGGCCGCCUCCUUCUCCUGCUCUGCAAGCCCGAGGCUGGCUUGUCUGGAGCAGGGGUUAGUCCUGGGGUGGGGUGUGUGCGUGGGCGCCCAUGUGCACGCAAGCUGUGUGCCGACUCAGGAAUGGUCUCCUCCCUGCCUGGCCAAUGAGAGGGGGGACAGAAAUGUUCCCUCCUCUGGCCCCAGCAAGGCCCGGUGAGUGGCUGCCCUUACCGUUUUCACUGUGUUUCUGGGCCACUUCUUCCCCUGUAGACAAGGGCUUGUUGCUUUUGGCCGGCUUCCCUGAUGGAGGAGAACACUGGAUUAUGGGAAAUGUUUUAAUCAUCUUUGCCAUUACCUAUGUGUGUUAGCAUAGAAUCUGGAUGAUCAAAAGCUGUUACUGGCGAUUAUAAAUGAGUACUCCAGGACAACUUUCUAAAAUGACCUAACAAUUAUUCUUAUUAGGGAAAUGGCACAUAGUAGUGUUGGCAAAGUAUCUAUGAAAUAAAGGUACAUUUUCAGUUUCAAAAAUACUUGUACAAAUGAGUUUGUUAUUAAAUUAUGAUUAAACAUUUCAAGAAUUCACAGCUACUGUGCAAAUUGGUAGACUAUAUACCUGAUUAGAAGGCACUCAUUUUUAAGCCAGAGGAGAAGGAACUUUAUUUAGCACUAAUUUCAUCAUAUCAGAUUGUGAGGUGGGUGUGGUAACCUUAGAGUGAAGAUUGUUCAUUCAGUAACACUCACUGUCCCUACCCGCUAGCCUGCUGCCCUCCCUGUGGCUAGGGACCUGCUGGGUGAACACCAGUGAGACCCUGUACACUGGGUGUAGAAGAAUUGCGUGUUAAUUCCUAUUACCUAAAGAAAAAGACACCUUUACUACCUGAUUGGCUGGUGCUGAGGGCUUGUGGGUUCUAUUUGGAAACUGUAUUUAAGAAUCAGAAAUUUUAUAUUUUAAACCCUAUUCUCCCUUCUGCAUUUUCAGCAGCGUGGAAUGAAGGCUAAUGUGCUUGCUUUAUUUUCUUCGGUAAUCUUAAAUUUUGUAGCUUUUAAAACUAGAAACUAUUGUUCUGACAAGGCAGGCAACUCUAGUGUAUAAACACAGCUUUAUAAAAUGCUCUGUAGAUGCUUUCCCCAAUGUACCUGGCAGUCUUGGUCGUCGUUCAUACUGGGGGUAACGGGGAACUAGGCUAGCAGUUCUGAUGUAACAUUCUUUAAGCAUAUCUUAAUAUAGUAUUUAAGUAAAUGGUCUCCUUUCUACAUAAUUAUUGCACUGAACUGUCUUUUUUGUUUUUUACGGUGUUGAAAUAAGCUCCACUAAUUCAAGCCACUUGUGCAUCAGAGUGCUUGAAUUUAGUAGCUUACAGCGUUAUUUAUGAAGGAAAAUAUAUAAAUAUGAAGUACCUCAUGUUGAAUGUUAUUGUACUGUAUUUUUAAUGUCACAGUGCAGACCUUGGUAGACACAUGAAUGUGUAUAAUCAUGUUAAAUGCAAAUAAAAAUAAAAACUGGUUCAUA